Molecule: messenger RNA, 402 nt
Organism: Fraxinus pennsylvanica
Lineage: Eukaryota; Viridiplantae; Streptophyta; Magnoliopsida; Lamiales; Oleaceae
Source: the annotation of a GenBank genome assembly
AUGGAGACUGAAAGUUAUUCUCACUCUACUGGUGUAAAAGACCCUCUUUCUCUUGAAUCUAAACCCAAGAAACCUGCAGGUGGAUGGAGAGCCAUAAAGUACAUUCUUGGAAAUGAAUCGUUCGAGAAACUGGCGUCGAUGAGCCUGGUAGCAAACAUUACAGUGUAUCUGCGUACGAAAUACAACUUGAAUGGCAUACUUCUUGUUAAUGUGGUUACAAUAUGGUCUGGUAGUUCUAAUCUCUCGUCAAUAGCCGGUGCCAUAACCUCCGAUGUGUAUCUUGGAAGAUUUCUCACUCUCCUCAUUGGCACCAUUUGCUCACUUUUGGCAAAUACUUGUUUGAAAGCUAUAACUGAUGAUGCCAUGCCAUCUUCUUCAUAUAUGAAAUCUGAUAGUUUCUGA